AAUCACCCCCUGGUUCAGGUAUAACCUUUUAAUCUUAAACAAGCUUCGGUGUUGAAUUAAUAUUAUAUAUUUCAUUCAUAACUUUGAAAGUUUUUGUUCUUAAUUAACACAGAAAACACUUGGUUGAGGCAUAAACAAAGUUAAUUAAGAAAUUCCAAUGAUUCCUCUGAAGGAUCGUUGUUGAUGGCAAACAAUACACACCAUGUCAUCAUUGAUAUAGCAACAACUUCUGAAACAACCACCCUUCCUCGUCAUCAAUUACAUGAUGUUGAUGAUGAUGGUAGAUUGCAUGUUUCACUUCAAACUUCAAAUCAUUCAUCGUCGCCACGACGAGGAGGAGGAGGAGGAGGGCGGAAUAGUAGAAGCCCAUUGAAUUCAGGGUUUUGGAUUUCUUUUGAAUUUAUUUUCACAUUAUCUCAAAUUAUUGCUUCUGUUAUUGUUCUUAUUUCAUCAAGAGAUGAGCAUCCACGUGCUCCAUUAUUCGCUUGGAUAGUUGGUUAUGCUUCCGGUUGUGUUGUUUCCAUUCCUUUGCUCCUUUGGCGAUAUUUUGUUAGAGACCAAAAUUCAUCUCAAACCAAUUCCAGGACUGAUGAUCCUUCUGGGACACUUCUUUCUAAUUCAACCGCAAUUCAUGGCGAAGAUGAUGUUCCUGUUGUUGCUGUCGCUUCCUCCAGAAAUAGCCGAGCUUCGUCACGGUCGAUGAGUGGAAGACCAAAGCUACUCAUGGAAUACUUCAAAACCACCUUAGAUUUAUUUUUUGCAAUAUGGUUUGUUAUUGGAAAUGUGUGGAUUUUUGGAGGACAUGCAUCCGCCAACGAUGCUCCUAAUUUGUAUCGGUUAUGUAUAGUGUUUCUUACUUUCAGUUGUAUCGGUUACGCAAUGCCCUUCAUUCUAUGCUUAACAAUAUGUUGUUGCCUUCCUUGUAUAAUAUCAACCCUUGGGGUCACAGAGGAUUUGACACAAACCCGAGGCGCAACCUCUGAAUCUAUUAAUGCUUUACCAACUCACAUAUUCAAAACGAUGAAAAGUAAAAGCAAUGAUGAAUCUGAUAACAUUCCAGUUGUUAUUGAAGGUGGAAUCGUGGCUGAAGGAACUGAAAAGGAACGCAUGAUCUCUGGAGAAGAUGCUGUUUGCUGCAUAUGCAUAGCAAACUAUGAAAACGAUGAUGAGUUAAGAGAAUUACCAUGUUCACAUCUUUUUCACAAAGAGUGCGUAGACAAGUGGUUGAAGAUAAAUGCAUUAUGCCCCCUUUGCAAGAGUGAAAUUGGCGAGAAUGUAACAGAACCAGUUAUUGAGGAAAAUGCCAACCAACAAAGGGGUGAAAGCAGGGAUGAGAAUGGUAUUGCCAGUACCUCGUCAUAAUAUACAUGCAUAUUAUACACUUUUGCAUUUUUAUGGUGACUCUUUUCCUUCCUGUUUGCCCACUUUUUUCCUUGGAUCAAUGUUUGAAUAUUAGUGCAUCUUUGGAAUUACGGUGU
Medicago truncatula (barrel medic) is the source of this 1478-nucleotide messenger RNA. RefSeq names its product E3 ubiquitin-protein ligase At1g12760. NCBI's taxonomy places the organism in Eukaryota, Viridiplantae, Streptophyta, Magnoliopsida, Fabales, Fabaceae. Bases 184 to 1362 code for a protein of 392 amino acids. The transcript is spliced from 4 exons. The record is from RefSeq and is a predicted model, not a curated record.